Cuscuta campestris is the source of this 1763-nucleotide messenger RNA. The record is from the annotation of a GenBank genome assembly. Lineage: Eukaryota; Viridiplantae; Streptophyta; Magnoliopsida; Solanales; Convolvulaceae.
GUAGAGUAACACUAAGGAUGCAAAGUGAAAGAAAAGAUGGAUGAGGGGAAGUUUGGUUGACUAGGAAGCCUAAUCCUGAAACUCGAUGUUCGAAGUUCGAUCACCUGAAGCAAGGGAGAGAGAAAGACGGAAUAGUCAGGUAGAAUCACCGGACCUCGAGAUUCGAAGCCUGCGAUGGUGUCGUACAUGAGCUUGUUUCUAUACGGAGUGGGAGGAGUAGUGGUGGCCGGAAUGGCGCUUCUGGUGGCGCUCCAGGAGAAGCUCGUGUACGUGCCGGUUUUGCCUGGACUCACCAAGUCCUAUCCGAACACUCCCGCUCGUCUUAGUCUUUUCUACAAAGACGUCUGGCUCAGAUCUUCGGAUGGAGUGCGUCUCCAUGCCUGGUUCAUCAAGCUCUUCCCAGAAUGCAAAGGCCCAACCAUUCUUUUUUUCCAGGAAAAUGCUGGAAACAUAGCCCAUCGUCUUGAAAUGGUGAACAAAAUGAUACAAGAAUUGAAGUGCAAUGUGUUUAUGCUUUCAUACCGAGGGUACGGGGCCAGUGAUGGAUACCCUUCUCAACAUGGAAUAAUAGCGGAUGCUCAGGCAGCAUUAGAUCAUCUGAUUCAGAGGAAAGAUAUUGAUAAAUCCAGAAUAUUUGUCUUUGGAAGGUCACUGGGUGGAGCAGUGGGAGCUGCGCUAACCAAAAAUAAUCCUACUAAGGUUUGUGCACUUAUUUUGGAGAAUACUUUCACUUCCAUCCUUGACAUGGCUGGAGUUCUCCUUCCCUUCUUGAAGUGGUUUAUUGGAGGGAGCGGUUCAAAGGGCCUCAAACUUCUUAAUUUUCUUGUUAGGUCUCCAUGGAAUACCAUUGAUCUUGUAGGCGAGAUCAGACAACCUAUCCUUUUUCUGUCUGGAUCACAAGAUGAAAUGGUCCCUCCUUCACACAUGUUGAUGCUAUAUGCUAAGGCGGCUGCUCACAAUAAACAAUGCAUAUUUGAAGAAUUUCCUACUGGAAUGCAUAUGGAUACAUGGUUGAAAGGUGGUGACCAAUAUUGGAAGACGAUUCGGCAGUUUUUGCAGCAACCUGUCCCCACAGAGUCAAAACCAAAGGAGAAAUCUUCCGAAGAAGGAUCUACUUCAUCCUAAUCUGAAGAAAGCCGGAGCAUCAAAACAAGCCAUUGCAAUUAUUGGAUUCAUGACCCAAUGCUUUGAUAUUAAUCCAUGAUCGGUAACCAGAAGUUCCCAUUGGUAGGAUCAUCGCUUUUUUCAUCAUUAUUUUCUUCUGGAUGCGUGUUUUCAGAAGACGGGGAAGGUCUAUGGAUGUUCUUACUGAGUAAUGUAAUAUAGACUAACCAUCUUCUGAUCUUUGAGCCAGAGAUCUCACAAGUGUCGAAAAAAGAUUAUACUGUUUUUUUACCCUUCCUAACUGUCAUAGAUUUUGCAGUUCAUUAUUUACAUAGAGCUUCAAAAUCUUCAGCAAAAUGUUAUAUUGACUGAAAUGCUUUCUUUUGACAUCAGUUUUCCUAUGUUUUCAUUACUUUGUUUUGACUAAAUGCCUUCCUCUUGCCAUAUAGGAGUCAUAUAUCUGAGGGUCAUGCUACACUUGGCCAGCAAUUUCAACCAAACUAGAGCUGGUUUGGUAUGGAUUAGAGUCUGUUUAGCUUUUAAAAUAAGGGAAAUGCUAAAGUCACCCCACCUUUAAUUGCCCAACCUUCUCAGACAUCCACAAAUGAGUCUCUGUAGAUUUCUGUGAAAAGGUAGAGUUGAAGGGUAGGGGUGCCCUU